UUGAAAGAUACAUUUUACAAAUAUUGAUGAGUUUUUCGCGCUUAUUCUGUAAUUACCAAUAGACAGCUAUGAAUACACCACAAUUUUUCUGCAAAACGUUCAUUGAUUUGGUGGUUAGCUUCAUUGUUUAUGACAAUUAUCAAGCAUUUUUUAACUAAAACAAUCAAAUUUGGUCGUUAUAUUUGCUUCAUUUUGUUAUAAAAUUUGGACUAAGGAUAAACUAGGAUAUUAUUUAACAUGCCUACAUUAUCCGAAACUUCGAAGCCACCCAAUGGAGAGAAUUGUUCCUCAGAUUUAAAACAUUCACAGAAUUACUUGUCGACCAAUAACACUAUUUUACAUGAUACCAACGUUUACGAAAAUCAAGGUGAUUCAGAAGAUGAGCAAUGCGUAGAAAAUCAUUUCAAAGUUGAUGGUUUAAGAAACGGUGCCAGAGUACCGGUAAAAACCAAGUAUGCCUCUGAAGCACGCGUUUGUUUUCCAAGUAAAUGGUCUAAAAGCAUAGAACCAACGCUUAUGUGUAUAAACGGAUUAGAUGAUUUUUAUAAUCAGCAACAAAUAUGCGUACUUGGAUGUAAUUUGUGUGAUUCAGAAGAAAAACGGAGUUCAUUUCAUAAUCAAAAUAAUGAAUGGACUUGUAAUCAUGCAAACCAAAGUGCUAAUCAUCCUCGUCAGCAGGACCAAAACAGUAAAAGCGAUCUAUUAAAUAAACAAAUCAAUGAGUUAACUGAACGUGAAAGUUACAAAAUUAAGUGGGUUGAAAAGCGCAACGAAUAUGAAAGUGAAAUCAAAGAGUUAAGAAGAGCCAAAGAAAAGGCCACUCAGAAAAAUAUCAAGUAUGAAGAACAGAUAACCGAAUUAAAAAAUAAGCUCAGUUCAAAACAAGAACAGAUACACAAUUUAUUGAUUGAAUUAGAACAAUCUAAUCAAAGAUCAAAUGUAAUCGAAACACAAUUUAAUGCUUACAAAUUACAAACUAGUCAGAAUGAAGAGAAUUACCAAACCUUAUCGCGUGAAUUCGUGAUUAUGAAACAGUGUAAAGAGCAAGCAGAAUUGAAUGCAAAAAAUUGUGAAAACAAUCGGUUACUAUAUGAGAGACGAAUGAAAGAGUUGGACGACAAUUAUGAACAAAGUAAACAACGUUAUUAUGACGAUAUAAAAGGACUAAUGAAUCAAUUGGAUAUGGAACGUUCAAGGGCUGAUGAACUCUUGCAAAAAAUUGAACAUAAUCGCCGCCAAAAUGAAGAACAACUUAAAACUAUCGAACAAACUCAACAGAAGAAACUAGAUGCAUUGUUGGAAGAUGGCCAAAAGGAGUUAAGAAAACAGCUAGCUGAAGCGAAUGAACAAAUUAAGGAGCAACAAAUAAUAAUAUUUAAUCAAGAAUUAAAAAUUUCUACAAUGGAUUCAGAUAAAAAUGAGCUCAUAAAAAUCAAUCAAAAAUCAACAGAGGAACAAUCAGAUCUUCGUGAACAAAUUAAGUUGAUUGAAAAUUUAUUAACAAUAAAAGAUCAAGAUAUUUCAAUGAUGCAAUUUGAAUGUCGUCUCUAUGCUGAUAAAUUGAAACAAACUGAAUUGGAAAAAAAUCAUUUCAUCGAAAAAGAACGAUUUAUAAAACAAAGAUAUCAAAACAAAGCCAAACGUGCAUGGGAACAAUGUCAAACUACUCGUACACGUUUAAGUAGAAGACUUGUCCAUCUACGUUAUAACAGAGAUUUAUUAUCAAAACAUUUAAAGAAACAAUACGAACAAAUGAAUCGUUUGAAUAAUUUAUUUUGGGAAACUGGAUGGGCAUAUGUUCAAUCACAAAACUCUCUACAAAAUAUCAAUAGACAAGAAAAGGAAUAUGUAGAUAAAGAAAUGCAAACAAUUUUAAUUAAUAACAAGAUAAAACAACCUUAUGUGACUAUAGACCAGAUUGUACAGACUGACGCUUCACAGCCGGAUAACGAUGCUAAAGAUGACACAGUGAUAUCAUGCGCUAUCACAUGGAUUUCAAAUGAUUUAGAAAACUUGACAGGAAAGUUGGAGAAAUUGCUUAAAUAUCACGGAAAAGAAAACUUCAAUGAUCAAGACCUAGACAACGAAGAAUUUCAUAUAGGAUUUAGUGAAAAAGUAUCUCUGAUUUCACUGACUCUUGAAUUAAAAUGCAAAGUGAAUUGGUUAAAAACGUGUUUUAAUCAAUUAACAGGAUAUACUUUUAGAAAAACAGUGAAGUGAGUUAAAACUAUCAUUUCAUGAAUAGUAUGAAAAAUUUAGGAAGUUGUUCAACGUGUUUAUUCCAGUCAUUUAGUAAAGGACAAUGAACAUAUUAUUGUGAAUGUCAAAAAUAGGAAAUAAUAGAGUACACUGUAAUUAAUCAAUAAGAUAAAGAUGUAGAAAAAAUUCCAGUAGUCAGUUUGUUUUGCAAUAUAAUAAAUCGUUUAGUUGAAAAAAUAUUGGCUUGCAAGAAUAACCAGACAAGAGUUUAUUCGCUCACAUCAAAGUGUCGACACACUAUAAAAUUAUGUUGAUAAUCAAUGGGAUUAAUAUGGACUGCAUAAAUUAUAUCACUGCACUGAUAUUCUAUAUCCAGUAAUCUUUAUUAGAAGGCCAUAUCUUUAUCGAGCUUCUCAUGAACCCGAUAUCUAUUUCUUUUGCAACUGCAUAAUUGACAGAGAACUAUAUAUAUAUAUAUAUAUAAAUAUAAAUAUAUAUAUAUAUAUAUAUAUAUAGCGCUGACUUUUAAAGCCUUACAAAAGUAAUUCUACCAUCAUAGAAAACAUAAAUUAAUUUCGUUCCUUAAAAUAAUGAGUGAUGAAGUAUAAUCUGAGAAUUUAUUGCUUUGAAAAAAAUAUUACAUAGAGAAAUUAUUGCAUUGUGGUGUGCUACUUAUAUUGACAUAAGUAGUAAAUGAUGUUAGUCGUGAACAGAAGGUCUGGCAGCAGAGACAAGAGGAUCGAACAGUAAAGAAUGGAAACAAAAUGCAAUUUGUAUAAAAAUGCAAGAACAAUGAAGUCUGAGUCAUUUUGAGACAAUCGAUGGACAUUUCACAAAUUAAGCAUUUACUUUAUGAUUGUUAGAUUUUACUAACAAGUCCUGUAAUUUUGCGUUAGAUACAUUCGAUUGCCCCCACUCGUGUUCUGUUCACUACGGUAUGUGUACAGGCUAUUUUAAAGUGAUGAUAAGCUUGAACGAUUUCAUGGUUUAAACAGUGGAACAAAGCCAAUUUUUGUAACGUAACACAUUACAUUUUAUCACACCUUAUAUUAUUGCUUAGGUAAACCCUAAUUAAACAAAUAAAAUAUCCCAGUUUUAAGUCAUUAAUGACAAAAAGGUUAGCACUGCUCACAAGAUUCCGUUCGGAGAAAAAUAGGCCACUGAAGAAAUGUGGAUUACACAUGUAAGACAGAUAUAACGGUGUACAACGUGGUAUAGUUCUUUAAAAAUUCAGUAAUAUCCAUUCAUGGACAUAGUAAUUGAUUCAAAUUACUGAGACAGUAAAGUGAAUAGGAAGCUUAACAUAUCAGGAUGAAGAGAAGCAGGUUAUUUCGGAAUAAAGUAUGUAAAAUUUGAAUGAUCCUAAAUAAUGUGAAAGUUUUUGUUACAUCAUAUGCUUUCGUCUGGGGAUCCCGAACAAUAUUCUCUAAUUUUGUAGGGAGUCAGUCACAAAACCUAUCAUAAUUACCCAUAACUAUGAAAUCCCAGUAUAUUUUGGCGUAUAUAUGAGGUUAUAGCAAUAGAUAAACGUUUGCUCAUUAACACAGGAAAUCACCAUUAUGUAGUUUUCAGCAGCGUGUGAUGGAGUGUACGCCGAAUGACCAAGCAUAAAUGCAUGGAGUAAGAUAAAGUUAUAUCAAGAAGUGUAUAUAAUGGUAUAGAGCAACUUAUGUUAUUUACUAAUACUAAUACAUAUUUAGUAAUAAAGAGAAUAGGUAAAUAAAUGCGAGAAGUGACUAAAGGUUGAAAUAAAUGGAUUCUUUAAGGAAUAUUACAUAACCAAACAGAUAUAAAGCCUUUGGUAGAUACUUCAUGUAUCCUUAACUAAUAUUUCAUAAUUUUGGUGGGAAAUAUAUCAGAUGUUUUAAGAUCCAAAACGGUGCGAUGUAUAGUAGGAGCUAGCAAAGAUUCUCCGCUCAUUUCAAUAAUAAAUUUUUCUUCAAUAAAAUAUAGCUGUACAUAACUUGUGAUUGUCUUUAUUCUGAGUUCUUCAACAAUGGUUAAAGUGAUUUUUUCUUGUGAAUGUUCUAGUUUUCACAUACUUGUUUAAGUGAUAUGUAACGAAAAAUUCUGGCUUAUUUAAUGAAUUAUAAGAUAUUUCGAUUGAAUGGAAGUCAACGUUUUUAGUCAAAAUGAAGCAAAAGCCCUAUUUGUUUAAGAUAAUAAGGUUUUUAAAAGAUAUCGGGUUAAAGUCAGGUUCACAUGCUGUAAUACUUACAUUUUCAUGUUCACAGGGUACCUCAUAACAGAAUCAUAAAAAUGUAUGUUAAUAGUAACCUUACCUACGUUUUCCUUAGUUAUCAAGCAAAAAUAACUUAACUAAAUUGGAAGAUAUUAAAAGGAAUUUCGAGAGUUCGACGAGCAACUUGAAGUUGUUAUUAAGUCAAAUGGAAACUGAUGCACUAGAAGACGAAUUAUCAUGUGUCGGUAAACUAGCCCAAACAACAGCAAAUCAACUGAAACUUAGUCACUCAAGACUUGAAGAAAAUCUCGAUUCAAUAAGGACUGAUCUUAUUCGUCUAAAGGCUGAAUGUCACUAACUAUCAAUAAAAUGAAGUCGUUCGCUGGACUGAGGAUAGAUAAAACAGCAAGAAAUCCAAUCUAAUUUGUGACCUUUUAUAAAUUAUAUAUCUAUUAAACUAAACGGAUAAAAUAUCAUUUGGUUUGAAUAUAACGAUCUAUAACAAAUAUUCAGACACGUAAUACGAUGAUACUCACACAUAGUUAAGACAGAAAUUGACAGACAAAUACAUCCUUGGCUUCUGUUACACUGCAGUCUAUCAUCAAGGUGUACGUUCUUAAAGUCGAAAUUCGUUAGUAUAGAUACUGCAUAAGAUCUGUUUCUGCACACCGGUUUUAAGUGGAGACGAUAGGUUACAAGUUUAUUGGGACUUUAUGAUACAAACUUUUAGGGAAGUGAUACUCAGAUUCUGCGAGUUAAAAUCAGCAAACGCCAUAUUUCUGAAUAUUGCUUUUUACAAAAACUGUGUGACAUGAACAACUUUACUGAAUCAAUAACAUCAAAUUAAAAAAACAUCAAAAAUUUUAAAAAAGUUGCUUCAAAACAUUAAUGGAUGAAUGCCAGAAAUAUAAGACAGGAAGGACAACGACAAUGCUAGUCACAUCAAUGAUCCCUAUGCAACAUAUUCUUCAGUUGUUAUUGGGCAGCAAACAACAUAACGGAUUUUGAUUUAGACUAAAAUAGACAACGUAACCACUCAACACACUGGAUAAUCAUCAAGCCUUUAUCAAUCUUUUGUUUCGAUAGAACAAUGAGAAGACGAAGUUCAUCUGAAAAAUAUGAUAUAAUUGCGCUAUACAUUUCAAACAAUCCGGUCACACAUACUUGUCAGGGCAUUUUAUAUGAAAAUUAAUAAACGUCAGGUUACGGCAAAUUGUUUUUGUGCACAUAAGAUGGGUUUAAAUUUACGGAUAGCCAAUGUUUCAAUGAACUUGAGGAUUCGUCCUUGACAAUUUCUAUACAACAUCUUAAAAGCUGUAGUGAUGUCAAUUCGGUGCCCCGUUUCAAUUAUGUGUUUUGCUGUCGAUGUACAUAGUUUUCUACCUCUCAUGUUGAUCGGGUCGUUUGAUACUAAUUGGUUUUGAAGUCAUCUAGGCACAUGUUCAAUGACCCUUGACUUCAUUGUUCGACUGCUACUCCAUGUAUGUCAGCACAAACAUGUAAAUUGGUAAUACAAUGGAAUAUGACGCAAUCACUUGUGCAUUAUCUAGGUCUGUUUGAAACCAUGGGCUGUCUUUUCAGUCACAACUAGUUUAGCAGUAUAAUAGCUUUCCUCGAUAGCUGCUUUCAACAUGUGUCCAGAAGGCUUCAAAAUCAAUCGUAUUAGUUUAUAAUUAAAAACAGAUGUCAUUUUAAAACCACUAUCUAUAUGUUAAAUUGCUGCUUCAUCGCUACUACUAUAUACCUGGGAUUAAAAAUUGAACAGAAAAGACUAAUUCGACGAUUCCCAAUACCUAUAGUAACGAACCUGUCUAUGAAGAACUCGAUUGGGUAUCUCAUAAUCCACUUAAACUACUUGGAUAGUUCUAAGAGCAUUUUGUGGCCCUUUAACUGACUACAAUUAGAUCAUAUGUUGAUCGCUAUUGAAUGAUUGCUAUCGUCAUAACUCGCGUUAGUGAAUAAAAGUAUUAAAAUAAGUCAAAUACGAGAAUGGAUUUUCGAAUACACAUAAUUUGUACAAUUGUUUAACCGUAACAGAUAAUCAGAGACGUAACAAAAGGAGCAAAGACGAGAGUGAAACGAAACGACGCGCAGUGGAGGCAUGUGAGCCAACUCCUCGUAAUUAACAUUUAUAGCCACACAAAAAUAGGUUACAAACAUGUGAUGAGUAGUAUAAGAUGUACACACAUACGCUCAUAUAAAAAGUCAGGGUUAAUAAGUGAAUAAUUAAAAAGGUCAAAACGUGACUCAAGAAAAUGGAUAAAUUGUGUGUCCAGAAACUAGAAUAAAUUAUAUAGGCUUGACAAAGUAACCGGCACUACAGGCAAGCGAAUUCUAGUGGGUUACGCCUCCUCACUCAUGCUUAUGUAGACCGCAUUAAGGACACGGACUGAGAAAUAUCUUCGUUUGCUUAAUUGACAUAGAUCAAUAAGAUCGUGUUUAAUCAAGUUUAUAUCAUACCUAUAUGAUGUACAAAAAAAUUUCCAACAAUGACCGUGUAAACAGCAUGGUUAGAAUCUAGGUAACUUGCCCCUUUUGAAGAUGUGUACCGUUGAAUAUAAUAGUAAUCUUCGGCGAACAGUGUAUAAGUAUUAGACAAUCUUUUUAAUGCUACGAGUAUACCGGUUAAAAGAAUCAACAUCUCACUAAGAUGUUAUAUAGUGAACGCUACCGAAUCACUUAUUUUGUGAUAUUUAAGUUUAUGAAUAGUGUAUAAACAUUAACGACUAUGAACGGUGUACCUUUACUGUACGUUGACGUUUUAAUGACGAAAAAGUGGGUGGUGAAAUCACAGAAAAUUAGGGUUUUGUAGAACAUUAAGAAAUUUUGAAAGGUGUGAAAGCUAUAAUUAAUUGAAUUCGAGAUAUCUACUGUAUGCACAGUAAGUAGUGAGUUUACAAUGGAUGGCAUAAUUAAAGCCUACACGAAAUAUAGACAACUAAAAACAAAACUAAUCGCGAACUAUGGUCAAGGUGGACACGAGUAAUAAUCCUCUAACAAAAUCAACGAAUGAGAAUACCUCUUUCAUAGGACUUUAAACUGUCAUUUUGUCUCUCACGUUUCCUCAACUAAUAGUAGUUGCUUCAUUAUGGAUUAUUGCCGGUUAUUUACAUUCUAUUGUUCAUAUCCACAAAUGACUUACUCCUGGAGAAACCUACCGAUUUCACUAUUGCUUUAAAAGCAUUAACAGAAAAAAAGUACUAGGAAAUUCAAAUACCUGACACUACUUAAGGGGAGUUGAUGUGCAAAUUUUUUUAUGUAUUUGAACACAUAAGUCAGUCAGUCAGCUACAACGUGGACCAGGAACAUAUAUGCAUCGGUGUAAGUUGUCAAACCUCAUUAGCAUAACAAGAUGAACACCAAAUUCAUAGCAGUUACUUCAAUGAUAGUAAAAAUAACAUUCAUUUACGGACAUGACACAAGGAGAAAGAACUAGUUCGUAGAAAGAAAGGUAUACAGCGAUUUUAAUCUCAGGGUUUAAGGGAAAACAAAGAUUGUUUACACCUAUACCAUUGUGAUCGAUUCUGAGCUAUGACACCAAGAAUCUCCAAACAUUGGUUACAAUAGUCGCGCGGACUUCAACCAAGUAGUCUGAGUCUACUAACAUGGCUCACGCCACGAGUUAGUGAUUUGAAAGACUGAUGCCACAUGUUGGUUUAACCACCCAUAACUUUCUUCCAACCAUUCCCAACACCGGUUAGCAUUGCGCGUCGUGAUAAUCAGUGUUCAGGCAUACGUAACACGUGACCGGACCAUUUCAGUUGAUGAAUAUUCACAACCUCACCAACUAAUUUACAAUCAUUCCCUAAUACCCUGCGUCUAACCUCACUAUUACUUACCCAGUGAUCCCAGUAAUAUUUCUAAGGCAUCUGUGAUCAAAUGCUAGUAGCUUACGAGUAUCUUCGACUCAAUUUAUUUAUUUGAACAUAUAAAUAUUGGUACAAGAGGACACCAAAUAUAUAUGCGCCACACAAAACAAUGAGAAUGGGAAGAGAAAAAGG
Molecule: messenger RNA, 8382 nt
Organism: Schistosoma haematobium
Lineage: Eukaryota; Metazoa; Platyhelminthes; Trematoda; Strigeidida; Schistosomatidae
Exons: 10
Coding region: 238-2220 (660 amino acids)
Source: RefSeq, a predicted model, not a curated record